AUGCGCUUUAUCAGUUCGCUUGACUGGGAUCACCUUUUCUCUUUUGCAACACUUGCGUUUGGCAUUCGUUUCAAUAAGGACCCUACAUCAUAUGUCUCAUCUAUUAUAAAAAAUAAUAUUUCUUUAUUCAAUUCUUCGACAAUAAAUGCCACCAAAUUUUCUAAUCUUCUUACGAACGAUUCUAAGAGACCCCGUGCCCUCGUCAAUGCUAAGUUGAUCGAGGGUGAUGUCUCAGCUGUAGUUAAGGAAUUGCUACAUAAAUACUCUCUCUCUAUCUAUCUCUAUCUCUCUCUCUAUCUAUCUCUCUCUCUAUCUAUCUCUCUCUCUAUCUAUCUCUCUAUCUAUCUCUCUCUAUCUAUAUAUAUCUCUCUAUCUCUAUCUCUAUCUCUCUAUAUCUCUCUAUCUCUCUCUAUCUCUCUAUAUCUCUCUAUAUCUCUCUCUAUAUCUCUCUCUCUAUCUCUCUCUCUAUCUCUCUCUAUCUAUCUAUCUCUCUCUAUCUAUCUAUCUAUCUCUAUCUAUAUCUCUCUCUCUAUCUCUCUCUAUCUAUCUAUCUAUCUCUCUAUAUCUAUCUAUCUCUCUAUAUCUAUCUAUCUCUCUCUAUCUAUCUAUCUCUCUCUAUCUAUCUAUCUCUACAUAUAUACACACACACACACAUUACUACCACACAAUGGAGAAAUUUUCUCUCUCUUUUUAUCUAUCUCUCUCUUUUUAUCUAUCUCUCUCUUUUUAUCUCGCACUCUCUUUUUAUCUCGCACUCUCUUUUUAUCUCGCACUCUCUUUUUAUCUCGCACUCUUUCUUCUCUCGCACUCUCUUUUUCUCUCGCACUCUUUCUUCUCUCGCACUCUUUCUUCUCUCGCACUCUUUCUUCUCUCGCACUCUUUCUUCUCUCGCACUCUUUCUUCUCUCGCACUCUUUCUUCUCUCUUUUUUUUUUUUACUUUAGUUGUUUCUCGAGCAGGGUGGAAUCAGAAAACCAGCACAAAAAUUUACAAAAAGUAG
Messenger RNA from Acanthosepion pharaonis, 999 nucleotides. The record is from the annotation of a GenBank genome assembly. Lineage: Eukaryota; Metazoa; Mollusca; Cephalopoda; Sepiida; Sepiidae.